CAGUCAGUUCACUCUGCGUGAAGUAUUCGGUUGAAAAUGGUUUCCAAUCAAGUCAAGUUCUCGGGAUAUUUCUAUCCUCCCCAUGUGCCCUUGUUCGUGCCGAAGAACAACGGGCAAAUCUUCUACGAUGUGCCUCAGCAUUUCCUGGUCGAUCGGUACAGGCCCAUAGGGGAAAGUUUGAUGAACCGAUUUGGUGCCAACGCCAGCGUGCGUAUUCCAAUCAAAGCCAUUGAAACGCCAAACAUCAACUUUGCCAUGGCCAUUCCUCGGCGAGGCGACUUUUCUCUGUUCAACCAAGCACAUCGUGAAGUGGCCAGCCAGUUGAUUCAGCUCUUCAAUGAUCAACCUGAUGCGGAUACGCUCUGCGCGGUGUGCGCCUAUUCACGUGACCGAUUGAAUGCUCCACUUUUCCAGUAUGCAUUGUCGGUGGCACUGCAGCAUCGACCGGAUACUAGAGACGUAACGGUUCCAUCAUUUUUGCACACGUUUCCGGAUAGGUUCGUUGAUCCAUCAAUUUUUCCACGAAUGCGAGAGGAAGGUCGAAUCGUGAGUCAAGGAGAACGGAUGGCAAUCGACAUUCCGAUGAGUUUUACUGCCCAGGAAAGUGAGCCAGAGCAAAGACUGGCCUACUUUCGCGAGGAUAUCGGUGUUAACCUACACCAUUGGCAUUGGCAUUUGGUUUAUCCAGCUGUAGGCCCCCGGGAAAUUGUGGACAAGGAUCGGCGAGGAGAACUGUUUUACUAUUUUCAUAGCCAAAUGGUGGCUCGUUACCAUGCUGAACGAUUUUGCAAUGGUCUAGGACGGGUAGUGCCUUAUAACAAAUUACGAGAACCUAUCAAGGAGCCUUACUAUCCAAAAAUUUUGAGAAGCGCGAAUAACAGAACUCAUCCAGCAAGAUACAAAGGAAUGGUGCUGAGUGACGUUAAUCGUUCAAAUGAUCAAGUGAAUAUUACAAUAGCGGAAAUGGAGACACAGCUGAACAGGAUAAUUCAGUCCAUUAAUAAAGGAUUUGCCAUAGGGACUAACGGCGAACGCAUCCCACUGGAUAAUCCAAAAGGUAUCAACGUGCUUGGAAACAUUUUAGAAAGCUCUAUACUGAGUCCGAAUAAGGAUUUCUAUGGGGAUGUGCACAACAAUGGUCACAUAAUGCUUUCGUAUAUCCACGAUCCAGACGGUACAUAUUUAGAAAGCUUCGGAGUAAUGGGUGAUGUAACAACGGCCAUGCGGGAUCCAAUAUUCUUCCGGUGGCAUUUGUAUGUCGAUCAAAUUCUUAGAAACCAUAAGAAUCGUUUUUCACCCUACACGUAUCCAGAUUUGGCUUAUCAGGGCAUAACACUUUUAAAGCUUGAAACAAGACUUCAACGGAAAGGUUCGCCUAACAACUUGUGGUUGACAUUUUGGCAACGGACACAAAUUGAUCUUGGAACCGGUCUAGAUUUUGGUCCCGAAGGAAAUGUGUUUGCGACGUUUACCCAUCUCCAGCAUGCGCCAUUUCUGUAUCAACUGCAAGUCAUCAACAUCUACGACAGGAAACUUCGCGGAACGGUUCGUAUCUACCUAGCCCCCAAGUAUGAUGAAAAAGGACUCCAACUAACAUUCGAAGAACAACGUCUAUAUGCCAUAGAGCUAGACACAUUCAGAAUAUCAAUGAACCCUGGAAUCAAUAACAUCAUCCGAAGAUCCGACCAAUCCAGCGUAACCAUUCCUUACGAGAGAACAUUCCGCAACAUAUCGGAAUCAAACGCUUCCGGUAGUGACCAAUUCCGGUUCUGUAACUGUGGCUGGCCUGAACACAUGAUCAUCCCGAAGGGAUCGGUUGAAGGAGUUACGUACGAUCUGUUUGCGAUGAUUUCCAACUACAGUGGUGACGCCGUAGACGUUGACUAUGAUGAAACCAAAAAUUGCGACGAUUCGCAUUCGUUCUGUGGACUUCGUGAUCGUAUCUACCCGGAUGCGCGCAACAUGGGAUAUCCAUUCGAUCGCCGUGCCUGCCCUGAUGUUAAGCACUUUGUUGAUUUUAUAGCACCGUACCGGAACAUGACUGUGACGACGGUGAAAAUUAGAUUCACAAACACGAUUGUCGCAACGGAAUGUUCUUCACUCAGUCGAUCAUUAUUAACGAUGGCAUCCAGUACCACAAAAUUCCUUGGACUCCUACAGCGUCCGUACGAGCCCAUGUUCCUGCCAAAAUCCAACGGGCAGGUCUACUUCGAUCUUCCCGAAAGUUACCUGACCGAUCGUUAUCGCACAAUAGGGCAAUCGCUACAGAGUCGCUUUGGUACCAAUGUCUCAACAAGGAUUCCGCUGCAAAACAUCACUCCUCCCGAUCUAAGCUUUGCUCAGUCGGUUCCACGUCGAGGAGGAUUUUCCGUUUUCAACCAGCGUGACCGCCGAGCUGCUGGACAGUUGAUAGAACUAUUUCUGAACCAGAGCAACCCUGACAUGCUAUUCGCAGUGGCUGCUUAUUGCAGAGAUCGAUUGAAUGGACCACUUUUCCAGUACUCACUAUCGGUAGCCUUGCAGCAUCGUCCGGAUACAGCCAAUGUUCCGGUGCCGAGUUUUCUGGAGCUGUUUCCCGACAGGUUUAUCGAAGCGUCUACAUUUCCACAGUUGCAGGAAGAAGGAAGGAUCGUCAAUCAAGGAGAUAGGAUGGCGGUCGAUAUCCCGGUGAAUAAUACCGCAUCGGAUCGUGAACCGGAACAAAAACUAGCGUACUGGCGGGAGGAUGUCGGUGUCAACCUUCAUCACUGGCACUGGCAUUUGAUAUAUCCCGGCGAGGGGCCUGACAGAGUAGUUCGAAAAGAUCGUCGUGGCGAACUGUUCUAUUACAUGCACCAACAAAUUCAAGGCCGAUACAACAUUGAACGAUUCUGCAAUGGCUUACCAAGGGUGCAGUCCUUGGCGCACUUCCGAGAUCCAAUUCCGGAAGGAUAUUACCCGAAAAUCACCCAAAGUUCGAACAAUCGUACUUAUCCGGGUCGCAGUCGUAAUCUACAAUUGAACGAUCUAAACCGUGUGGAAGACCAGGUAGUUGUAACAAUUGCCGAGAUGGAACUAUGGACUGGUAGAAUAUUCGAAGCAAUUGACUCCGGGUUCGCAAUGUCUGCUAACGGUCAAAGGAUUCCUCUUGACAAUAAACAAGGAAUCGAUGUUCUUGGGAAUAUUGUUGAACAGUCAGCACUUUCCCCGAAUGUGAACUUCUACGGUAGAUUACAUAUCGAAGGACAUAACAUGCUUGCCUACAUACACGAUCCAAACAAUUCGUUUCUGGAAGGUUUCGGCGUAGUCGGUGACAACACAACUUCUAUGCGAGAUCCAGUCUUUUUUCGCUGGCACCAACAUGUGGAUGACAUCUUUGAGCGACAUAAGCGCAGAUUUAAACCAUAUGGCAAAGACGAGCUUUCCAAUUCAAACAUUGAGAUCAACUCUAUUGAUAUAACGCUGAAUCGUCCCGGAGCAAAGAACAAUGUUCUUCUGACCUUCUGGCAAAGAUCUCAAGUGGAUCUCGGAAUCGGACUUGAUUUUGGACCCGAUGGAACUGCAUUUGUUACCUUCACCCACAUUCAGCAUGCUCCCUUCAGCUAUCAAAUCAAAAUCAAUAACAGUGGCAGAACCCCCAAGCGUGGCACAGUUCGCAUCUUUAUAGGACCCAUAACCGAUCAAAGUGGCAGGAAUAUCCCAUUCCACGAUAAACGCCGUUGGAUGAUUGAACUAGAUAAAUUUAGCGUUAAUUUGAACCCAGGAAAUAAUAACAUCGUACGCCGUUCGGAACAAUCAAACCUUACCAUUCCGUACGAACGAACGUUCCGUAACGUUGUGGCAUCCACUCAACCGAAUAGCGAUCAGUUCAGAUUCUGCAACUGCGGGUGGCCUUCGCACAUGUUAAUUCCGAAAGGAACUCCCCAGGGAACUCAGUUUGAUAUGUUUGUCAUGGUUUCCAACUACAAUGACGACGCUAUAAACCAGCAAUUUGACGAAACCAUACCAUGCGACGAUGCUCACAUGUUCUGUGGCCUACGUGACCGACUCUAUCCCGAUGCGCGCAGCAUGGGUUUUCCGUUUGAUCGUGUAACGCCUCCAUCCGUAUCCAGUCUGAACGAUUUUGUUAAACCUUACAAGAAUAUGGCCCUCAAUCAAGUUCAGAUACGUUUCACCAAUACCGUCAUUGCCAGAUCCUGAGUUGAAACUUCGCUCCAUUACAAAAUUAUAUGGUUUAAUAUACCGCAAAGUGCCAUAAUUUUGCGCAGCGCUUGCAGAAUUCCGUGCAUUAAGGCAAAAUUUUGCAGUAUAUUGCUAUUUUAUUUGAAUUUAUUAGGCCAUAGCUUCGCAAAAUUAUGGUACUUUACGGUGCCUACUUUUAAAACGAAUCGAAAACGCAAAUAUAUCUUCUUGUUGCAAUCAAUGUCCAUGAAUCGCAUAGAGACAAACAGUAAC
Molecule: messenger RNA, 4434 nt
Organism: Ochlerotatus camptorhynchus
Lineage: Eukaryota; Metazoa; Arthropoda; Insecta; Diptera; Culicidae
Exons: 13
Coding region: 37-4179 (1380 amino acids)
Molecular function (GO): oxidoreductase activity
Source: RefSeq, a predicted model, not a curated record